AUGUCUGAAUCAAAUUUUAGUUAUGGUGAUAAUGGUACAUUUUCACCCCCAAUGGAUGUUACCAAUCAGAUACAAAAUGGAGCUAUACAACAUACGAGCGGUAAUUCAAAUUAUUCAAGUGGUUCAGGCGGUGAUUCUCCAACGUCAUUGAGUCCACUUCCUAUGUCGUCUGGAGGACAAUUUGGUGGUAUUGGAGGCAACUCAAACUCAUCAACUAGUUCAACACCAACAGCUACGACAAGUGGUGGAAUGAGUUUAGCUGCUGCAUCGAAAUAUGCAUGUGCUAUUUGUGGUGAUAAAGCUUCAGGCAAACAUUACGGUGUUCAUAGUUGUGAAGGAUGUAAAGGAUUUUUUAAACGUACUGUACGCAAAGAUUUAACAUAUACAUGUCGAGAUAAUCGAGAAUGUAUUAUUGAUAAACGACAACGUAAUCGUUGUCAAUAUUGUCGAUAUCAAAAAUGUCUUACUGUUGGUAUGAAAAAAGAAGCCGUUCAAGAAGAACGACAAAAAUCUGGCAUGAGUGGUGAAGGUGAAUCACCAUCAUCACCUGGUGCAAGUGUUGGUAGUGGCGGUACAAAUAUGGGUUUUAGUUCAUCUGGUUCAAAUAAUGAUGAUGAAAUGUUAAUAGAAAAAUUAAUUGCAGCUGAAUUAUCAGUCGAACCAAAAAUUGAUUCAUUUCAUGAAGAAGAAUGUUCAUAUGAUCGUCUUUUAUCAACAACUAAUUCUCAACUUGCACAAUUAACUGAUUGGGCAAAACGUGUACCACAUUUUUCAACAUUAUCACUUGAUGAUCAAGUGGCACUUGUUCGAGCUUCAUGGAGAGAUAUUCUCUGUUGUUCACUUGCUUAUAGAUCGAUUAUGGCACCAGAUAGUGGUCUUAUUCUAUCGGAUGGUUCCUACGUUCGACCUCAUACAGCGGUUGAUCAAUCACUUCAAUUUUUUAUUACUCGUCUUUACCAUGACGUCGUAACAAUAAUCCGUGAAUUAAAUGUCGACAAGGUUGAAAUAACAUGUCUCAAGGCGAUAUUUCUUUUUGAUCCAGAUGCGAAAGACGUUGUUGAUACUUGUCGUGUAUCUGAAUUACGUGAAAAAGUGUGUAUGUCAUUAGCAUCUUACUGUAAAAAAGUACAUAGUGAUGAUGUAGCACGUUUUGCUAAAUUACUUCUUCGUAUGCCACCUAUACGUGGUUGGUGUAUUAAAGGUAUUGAAAAUUUAUUUUUCGCUGGUGCAGCUCGUUCAGCUGAUUCUGAUAUUAUACAAAUGAUUCGAAAUCGUCAACUUUAA
Messenger RNA from Adineta steineri, 1284 nucleotides. Lineage: Eukaryota; Metazoa; Rotifera; Eurotatoria; Adinetida; Adinetidae. The record is from the annotation of a GenBank genome assembly.